Fusarium tjaetaba is the source of this 1347-nucleotide messenger RNA. RefSeq names its product phosphatidylserine decarboxylase 2. Gene Ontology annotation, biological process: phosphatidylethanolamine biosynthetic process. The coding region runs from base 1 to 1347 and encodes 448 amino acids. NCBI's taxonomy places the organism in Eukaryota, Fungi, Ascomycota, Sordariomycetes, Hypocreales, Nectriaceae. Gene Ontology annotation, molecular function: phosphatidylserine decarboxylase activity. The transcript has a single exon. The record is from RefSeq and is a predicted model, not a curated record. Gene Ontology annotation, cellular component: mitochondrion.
AUGGCCUCUCUCCCUGUCGCAGCCCACCGCCCCAUCGGCAAAUGGCUCCCCAACCAACGCCCAGCGAUCCAAGACUGGAUCGCAUCCAAGCUCCAGCAGACCAAAAGAAAGAACUUUGCUUCUCUCGAUCCCAACCCCAAGAUCGUAGCGUUUCAGAAACUCGUCAAUGACAACCCCUACCUCAAGACCCUUGCCAAUGACAUGUUUACCCAGUCUUCCAAGUACUAUGACCCCACUGGUGAACCAGCCCUCAAGACCUUUGGUCAGUUCAUCGAUGUCCUCAGCCUCAUCAUUCAAUCUGCCCCGCCGUUCUUUGAUAAGCAGGAUCCUCCUACUGCUAUGGGCAUGAUUGGGUUUCCUAUCAAUGCUGUUCUUGAUUGGCCUAUGGGUACUGUCGCUGGGUAUGAAUUUUGGCUUUUGCCUGAAGUGAACGCUUCGUUCAAGGGUGUUCUCGACUCCUGGGGGUCGUUCUUGGAGUCUUCUGGGUCCCAGUCUGGUCUGGAGGGUUGGUUAUCCCCAGAUGCGCUGCAUAUGCUUGCCACUGUAGCCAACACUGGUGAGGACGGUCCGACCUUUGACAAGAUCUUCAUCUGUAACCCAGCCGAAAAGUACUACGGCUACAAGUCCUGGGACGACUUCUUCACCAGAGAGUUCCGAGAUGGUAUGCGCCCCGUCGUCUGUCCAGACGACGCCCCUCCAACCCCAGAGUACCCCGACCCAACCCUCGUCAUCACCAACGCAUGCGAAUCCGCCCCCCUCCAAGUCGCAGAGCACGUCAAACUCCACGACCAAUUCUGGCUCAAAUCCCAGCCCUACUCCCUCGACAGAAUGCUCAACUCCAACCCCAACACGCACAAACUCGUCGACGGAACAGUCUACCAAGCCUUCCUCAGUGCAAAGAGCUAUCAUCGCUGGCACGCGCCCCUAAGCGGUAACGUCAUCGACAUUGAGCUCGUGCCCGGUUCGUACUACAGCGAGAAUUACUUUGAGGGAUUGGCGGGUAAUCCCGAUGAUCCUGAUCCCGCGGCGCCGAACUACUCGCAGCCUUAUAUCAGCGCUGUGGCUACGCGGGGUAUUAUCUGGAUUCAGGCUGACAAUCCCAAGAUUGGACUUAUGGCAAUUGUGUUUAUUGGUAUGGCGGAGGUGUCGGGGUGCGAGUUUAUUGUUGAGAAGGGGGAUCAUAUUACGAAGGGGCAGCAGAUUGGCAUGUUUCACUUUGGGGGGAGUUCACACUGCAUGAUUUUCCAGCCGGGUGUGAAGCUUUUGUGGAAGCGUCCGCCGCCGUAUGAUAUGGAUACGGAGGAGAACAGUCGCGUCAACAGUCUGCUUGCUGUUGUAGGUAACUAG